AUGGCGCACCAAGCGACCGAGAAUGAUUCGGAGUCAUGGAAUCCGGCAUCACGGCCCGAUAACAAUAAUUCCCCUGUUACGAUCCAGAGUGGGUUGUCGGACCCGAUUGCGGCGGACGGGCCAAAGGACAGGUCACUAGACGAUGUUGUAUCGCCACAGAGUGAGGAUUUCUCUGCGUGGGAUAUAUCCGAUGAGGUAGAUGGGAUUCAGCCUCAAUACACGAGCUUAGACGUGCUAGUGAACAAUGAAUCACCAGUGGUGGACCAGGAUAUGUGCCUAGACACCGAUUCCGUCGAUAAGAGCAGUCAUGUCCCCGAUGAGACGAUCGCAGCGACUCAUACAACUACGCCAUCUAUUGAAAAUGCAGAUACCGUCCUAAGCCAGACACUGCCAAAAACUCAACCCGCGCAACCAGUUCAGAUUGAAGCACCUUCAGUCCAUGGCGCGGAGACCAGUAAUAGCUUUCCCACCAUCAUAAACGGGUUUCCUUCUGUUCAUACCGAAAACUCAGAUACUGUUGUGCCCACUGUCGCACCUGAACAAGAAACAGCGCCGGAGUCGACGUUUGUGGGAGAGACUACACCUCCAAGAGAGGAAACAACGGCAUCCGAGCCUACAUUGGACACUUCUAAAAAUAAAUAUACCUCUCAGUCCACUCCCACCGACGAACUGUUCCCGGGAACGGACGCAGACAAUGCCGAUUCUGAAAAUCCCUGGGCCACCUUCGAGAAGGACCUGAGCAAUACGCUGCCCUCCACCGAAGAGGCCACCCCUCAUAAUAUCUCAGAGCUCGCCUCAACCUCUACUCAAAUCCAGGAUAGCGACGAGCCAAAUUUUGUUGAAGAAGCUGUACGUCCAUUGCCAGAGGAAACAGCAUUCACAGGUGCCACACGUGAUGCGGAGAGUCUUGAUGUCUUCAACUCAACUGAAAAUGCCAUCGCCCCGACCGAAAAUGAGCAAAUUGAUCUCGUGUCUCACUCGAUAAAUGUUGAAUCUGGGAAUACCGGAUCACCAUCUCCUAUCGCGGAGGCCUUUGCGCCGACCAACGACGCCCAUCUAGAUCCGGCCGCAGCGGGCGUGGAUACAACCACACAGGAUCAACCUUUCUGGGCAAACGAGUCAAGCGGUGAAGUGGAGUCCGAUGAGGACGGCUUUUUUGACCAACUGAACAGCCAGACAAAGCCUAUCUUUGCCCCGCCAGAAGCUGAAUCCAGGUUUGAGGAAGGGGUUCCGUUGUUAGAUGAGUCUACACCGGCUUCGCCUCAACACCCAACGGAACAGGAGACAUCAAUAGACAGUGUGUUUGCCAACGAUGAAGACGAUGUAGAUGACUUCUUCAUCUCGGCUCCAAAGACAGAGGCUAAGAACGCCGAUGAGGAUUUCUUCGCCUCCACCCCAAAGAAAGAGCCCGAGGAGCAACCCGUUGUUCAUAUCGCACGAAAGAGCACAUCUCAGGUCUUGGAAUCAGCCGGGUUUGCUCUCGAUUCCCCGGUUAGUGACACUUCGGCCGCAGCGCAGUUUGAUGAUGCCCUGAAGGCUGCGUCGUUGGAGCCCCAAACAAUGGCCGAUCCAUCGGAGGAGGAGCUAGCGGCACGGUGGGAAGCUGAACUCGGUGACUCACUGGACGAUGAUCUGGCGGCUCGUUGGGAGGCGGCAUUGGACGAUGACGACAUACUGCUGGAGACUGAAGCUGCCCAGUCUGUCUCUGAACAGGAGCACGCUCAUCAAACCCCUGUUCAGCCUGUCAACGACGGUUUGGUGGUUGGCUUGAACAGUCCGUUCCAGACCCCACAAGUCUUUUCUCAGCCAAGACCUGUUCCUAAUAUAUACACACCCCACCAACCGUCCACUGGUGAUCUUUUGCAGAAUAUUCCUCUCCCAGGAACUGCGCCGCCAACCACGGGAGCGAUGUCAUCAUACUUCUCGCAACAGCCGCAGAACCCCGUGGCAAUCAGGGGAGAGAGCUUUGCUGAGCGGUCAAAAGAGGGUUAUAAAUCUCCUUACGACCUUCCAGAUGAUAUCUCCCGACCCCGAAAGCCGGUCGUUACCCACAAACCUGUUCCUCCACCAGUAAUUAGUAUGCCACCGCCUCCUCUUCCAUGUGCCUCUGGCAUACCGAUUCCUGCUGUAGCUGGCUUCCCCCCUCCGGCAGCUCCCCCCUCAGCCCUGGCCGCUCCUCCUGCGCCGAAGAAUUUCUAUGAGGAACUCCCUCUGCCGCCACCAAGAUCUAGGCCUGCCAGCUCAGGUCGGUACACCCCUAAUCCGCAGACGGCGCCGACGAUGACCGGAUCGUCUCUUCCUCCUCCCCAGGUUCAAUAUGCUUCUGUUGUACCACCAGCCCCACAACCUAUCGGGCUCCCAAUCCAAUCCACACUUCAGCCACCUGAACAGCUGGAUCCAUAUGCUAGCCUGUCAUCGAGUGCCCCGGUCGGACCUCCUACCGUUGCAAGGUACUCUCCUCAACCUCCUGGUUUUCAAGCACCCCCAAAGCCACCUUCGUUGCCGAGAUAUUCGCCUGCGCCCCCUCCUACCUCUUCUGUUCGCAAUCGUUAUGCCUCACAGCCGCUUAACGUUCCUGGCCAAAAUUUGCCUUUCCAGCCACGGACUUCAAGUCCUCUUGCACACCAUGAAAAGGUUUCUUACCAGCCUGAUCAAUCACACAGGCCCCCAUCGCUUGAGCCUGCGAUCAACCUUUCUUCGCCGCGCGAGCAAGGAGCUGGUUUCGGACAAAUCCCACCUAGUGCUCCGCAAUAUUUCAACGGUCCUGCCAACCUACCGCGGAGAGAAAGUGCGGGCUCACCUCUCCAGCCAUCUCCGCCUCAAAGUCGCUAUGCCCCUCAGGAAUAUCUCAAUGAAUUCGCUCAGCGUCUUGCGCCGGGUCCAGAACACGCUCCUCCUGCUCCUCCUGCUCCCCCGGCCAAUGGAUUGUCUCCACCACCUAGCGAUUUCCAAAUGGGUCCACUUCGCAGAUCUCAGACUCAGUCACCUGCCCGGGACUUGACGAGCCCGCGAUCCUACGGACAAGACAUCGAUCCCCUCCAACGGCCGGCUUCGGUGCAAGUUUCAAGCUUGCCAAUUCAAACCGUGAAUCCGUAUGCUCCUGUGAAGCCUGUUCAUCAAACCCGUGCUCCGACGCAUCAUCUGGAAUUUAUCGCUCCCAAUGAUGGGCAGGAGCAUGAUCCCUUGGAACGAUGGAAAGGUGCUCCGAUCUUCAAAUUCGGGUUCGGUGGAUCCAUGGUAUCUUGUUUUCCCAAGCACGUCCCUCGCUAUUCCAUUGGACAAGUGGCGCCAAUGAUUCAACCCACUCUUGGUGAACCGAAAAUCUCCCAGCUGAGCGAGUGGCUGCCCUCCGCUGAUACCAUUGUCCAGCACCCUGGGCCUCUCAAGGCAAAGUCAAAGAAGAAGGAUUUGGUUGCUUGGCUUUCUAGCAAGAUUGCAGCAUUCGAAAAUUCAGACCUUCCAAGCUACGAACAGGUUCAGUCUGAUACGCACAAACGCCAGGAGGAGAAAACCCUUCUCUGGAAAGUUGUGAAGCUUCUGGUAGAGAAUGACGGUAAUCUGGAGAGUUCCCCUGAAAUUCAAACCUCUCUCCGACAUAUCAUCUUCCCCAACCUACCCAACUCCGACGCAGACGGAUCAUACGCAAGCAGCUUAGCCCCCUCGGGAGGGGUUGCCCCUUCGGAAACGCCUUUGCAGGCUGAUGCUGUUGAUGCACAGUGGUUGGAAGAGCUUCGACUACACUUAAUAUGUGGCGAUCGAGAGAAGGCCGUGUGGAGCGCUGUCGAUCGACGUCUUUGGGGACAUGCGAUGAUCAUCUCAUCCACCAUGGACAGGUCAAUAUCGAAACAGGUCGCGCAGGAGUUUGUCCGCCGCGAGGUCCGAUCGAAAUCCGCAAACACCGAGUCACUUGCAGCCCUCUACGAGAUUUUCGCUGGCAAUAUCGAAGAAAGCAUCGACGAACUCGUUGCCCCGUCUGCCCGGGCAGGUCUGCAACUUAUUAGCAUGGCCAAUGGCCAGGGGUCUACCAAAAAUGCCCUCGAGGGUUUAGACAAAUGGAGGGAUACCUUGGGACUGGUUUUGAGUAACCGAAGUCCUGGGGACCACCAAGCCCUUUUUUCUCUUGGACAUCUGCUUAGUUCUUAUGGACGGACGGAGGCAGCUCACGUUUGUUACAUCUUCUCGCGCGCUGCCGUUUUCGGUGGCCCGGAUGAUCCACAGGCCAACAUCACUCUCCUUGGUGCUGACCAUCAGCGUUGCCCUUCUUCCUUGAUGGAUGAAGAUGCUAUCUUGCUGACCGAGGCCUAUGAGUUUGCUAUGUCUGUUCUCGGCAACUCUCCCACAGCUCAUCUGCCACAUCUGUUGGCAUUUAAGAUACUGAAUGCCAGGUGCCUCGUAGACCAGGGUCGCAAUUUAGAGGCGCAAGGCUAUUGCGACGCAGUGGCAGCGGCAUUGAAAGCAACCACUCGUCCCUCGCCCUACUAUCACCAACACCUCUUUGCGGAAGUUGAAGAGUUGUCUGCUCGUCUGCGCCAAACAACCAGCGACAGUGGCUCUUGGAUCUCGAGACCAAGCAUGGAAAAGGUCUCGGGGUCUAUGUGGGCUCGUUUCAAUAGCUUCGUGGUAGGCGAUGAUAGCGAUGCUGCAUCGACUGGAUCCGGCAAGGGUGGCGAGCAUGCGGAGUUUGGUCCUUUUGCAAACGUGGCCGGCACCCCAACAAUUAGCCGCUCACCUUCUGUAUCUGAAAUAUACGGCUCUUAUCCUGGAGCCGCGGCUGGAGCGCCGCUUAUUCCUACCAGCGGCGCGUCCAAGUAUCACCCAUCGAGCCAAUAUGCGCCUGGUGCCUCACCUGAGCAGUUCAAGGGCCGAUCGUCAAUAGAUUCUCAGAGAUCUGCUUCCUACUUCCCACCCUAUGGACAACGCCGAAGCUCACAGGAACUCUCGCCCUCGAUUGAUCAACAGAUGUCCUAUGGAGCUCCAGGGUAUGGGUCGCCAAGCGCGGGUGGGUAUCAACCAACACCACCUCAAUCCUCUUAUAUUCCUCUUGCUCCGGUAGAAGAAGCUACGUCACCGGCUGAAGCUCAUCCGGCUGCACAGUCUAUGGUGAAUGGUCUCUUUUACCAUCCUCCUGGCCAGGCUGCCACAUCCAGCCAAUCCCCAUAUUAUCAAGGCCCUCCUGGUAUGCCAGCCAGUGUACCAGACUCAGAGUCACCCUACGCACCUCCCGCUGCCAGCUCAUCUUAUGAGCCGGUCUCUUAUGAGCCAAAUUCUUACGAGCCAGCUGCGGCUGGUGUAGACAUGGGCUAUGGUUCCCAGGAGGAGGACCUGCCACGGGCCGCGGAGCAGCCAAGGAAGCAGUCGAUCAUGGAUGACGACGACGACGAUCUUGCUGCCCGGGCAGCGGCUAUCCAAAAAGCGGAGAAUGAUCGCAAGGCCAACGAAGCGUUCGCAAAAGCCGCCGAGGAAGAUGCUAAAAAGGGUCCCCAACAAUCUGGCAAGAAGGGCUGGUUUGGUGGUUGGUUCGGCGGAGCUAAGAAAGAAGAAAACUCCGGUGGCGGUCCUAUCAGAGCUAAACUUGGCGAAGAGAGCUCCUUUUACUACGACAAGGAACUGAAGAAAUGGGUCAACAAGAAAGACCCCGGUAGUAGCGCGCCUGUGCAUGCCACCCCGCCCCCUCCUCGAAGAUCCGCUCCCCCCAGUCGGACUGCGAGCUCAAAUAGUAUGCCCCAAAACGGUGCGCCCCCGAUGCCCCCGAUGCCCCCAAUGUCGGUCUCUGGUGGCCGGCCUCAAUCUUCCUCUACCGCCGCACCGCCUUUCUUGUCCCCCAGCCCAGGCUUCCCUGGUCUCGCGCCUCGGUCCGUUUCUACGGGAGCGGCCAUGCCAACACCGCCCGGUAGUUCCAGUGGCCCGCCGCCACGGCCUUCUUCGUCCUUGACUCAUGCUAGCUCAAUUGACGAUUUGAUCGGUGCGCCUCAGGCGCGCAAGGGCAGCGCAGUUCGCGGCAAGAAGAAGGGACGCUACGUUGACGUGAUGGCUAAAUAA
Messenger RNA from Penicillium roqueforti, 6039 nucleotides. RefSeq names its product COPII coat assembly protein SEC16 (gene sec16). The transcript is spliced from 2 exons. Lineage: Eukaryota; Fungi; Ascomycota; Eurotiomycetes; Eurotiales; Aspergillaceae. Gene Ontology annotation, biological process: autophagy; COPII vesicle coat assembly; Golgi organization. Bases 1 to 6039 code for a protein of 2012 amino acids. The record is from RefSeq and is a predicted model, not a curated record. Gene Ontology annotation, cellular component: ER to Golgi transport vesicle membrane; endoplasmic reticulum exit site.